AUAUAUAUCGUCAUAAGAAUCGCCAAACUAUGACUAGCUAGCUAACGCCUAACGCCAUCUCUCUCUCUCUAGACUCUCUCUCUCUAUGUACUGGCUUGCCUUGUUUGUGUCAUUUAUACAAUGUAAAGAGAGAGAGAGAGAGAGGGAGGAAUAAUAAAAUAGUGGUCACUUUUAGAAGAUAUCUGAAGCCCACUUAAUUCUUCUGCUGCACUGUAAUCAAGAAACACGCACAAAACACACACACAGAGAGAGAAUGUUCAAACUGCACAGGCCAUCAACUAACAAACUACCAAAGCAGAGGCAGAGGGUUGAUUUCAAAUUCUCCAAUUUUCAAGCCCUUCAGGUACCGAAGGGAUGGGACAGACUGUAUGUAUCUAUAGUGUGUGCAGAGACAGGGAAAACAAUGACGAAAUUGGGUAAAGCUCUUGUCAAAAACGGCAGCUGUCAAUGGACAGAGGCUCUAUCCGAAUCCAUCUACAUGACCAGAGACGCUUCAUCCAACGCCUACGACGAAUGCCUCUUCAAGCUUCUCGUUUCUACCGGGUCGACGAGAUCGAGCCCCCUCGGAGAAGUAGUAGUCGAUAUGUCGCAGUACACAAGUGCACGAGUAGCCACCACAUUUUCGCAACCGCUAAAGAAAUGUAGUUACGGAACAAUUUUGCAGGUCAAAAUUCAAUGCUCAACUCCAAGAUCGAAAAUCGGGGACGAAGAAUCGAAAAAUAGCACACCAAAAUCUGUUGAAAAUGAUCGGCAAAUGGAUUUAGAUAAUCCACGUAGCAGUAAUGUUAGGCCUCCGAGUGAAGACUUUGGCACUACCUCACAUCCGAUUAAAUUAGAUAGCGAGGAAGGGAGCCAAUCGGAAUCAUCCGGUGCAUCUCAGAGCUUCGACUGUGUGAAAAAGUUAUCGAGAAAGAAUGCUUUGAAGAGUGAAGUUUACGAAUAUAAUGCGCCCGAUUUCGAAAACGUUUCUCCGUCGAACGAGUCAUCCUCGAAUUCCAAGCUUUAUUCGAGACACGAUUUUCAAAGCGAGCAAGCAGUGAACAGAUUUUCCGCUACAAACUAUCUCGGUUCUUCAAAGAACCUUCUAGAAGCAGCGGAAGAUACCAUCGCUCAACUCCGAGCAGAAGCCAAGAUGUGGGAGAGAAACGCUCGGAAGCUAAUGAUCGAUUUGGAUAUAUCGAAAAAGGAAUUCUCCGAUUUGUCUAAAAAGGAGAAAGAGUUGGUAGUGGAGCUCUCAGCUGAACAUGCAGAAAAAGACGGCCUUAAUAAAGAAGUGGCGAAAUUGAAAUUAGAGUUGCAAAAUCGGGCAAUAAAAGAGGAUUCCGUCGGCCAAUCGGAAGGUCUCGUUCAGAUCCAAAAGGUGCUGGAAAAUGAGAUAAAAUAUCAACAGGAUUUGAACCAUAAUUUAGACCAGCAGCUCAAGCAAAGCCAAGAAUCGAAUAUCGAACUCGUUUCCGUUCUUCAAGAGCUCGAAGAGACAAUAGAAAAACAGAGGAUCAAAAUCGAGAAUCUAGAAAGUUCCGUGGCUAAAAUAUCAAUGGGUAACAGUAAAUUGGAAGGUGAUGUUCGUUUGCUUGAAGAAUCUUUAAGGGAUAAAACCGAUGAGAUAGCGAGCUUGGAAGCAACGCUGUCGGGUUACGGUAAAGGCGAACAUUUCGAGGCGUUGGAUGAUAAUAGUAAUGAAAAUGAUGUGAGAGAAAUUGAAUUGUUGAGAGAGAAAAUUCGGGAGCUGGAAAAGGACUGUACGGAGCUCACUGACGAGAAUCUCGAACUUUUGUUCAAGCUUAAGGAAUCGAAUAAGAUGGAUAUGAGGAAAUGUGCGUCGUUCGAUUCGAUGUCGAGCGAGCAUGCGACGAAUGUUUGUUGUCCGAGCGACGAUUCCGAAGUGAGCGAUCGUAAAUUUCAGAUUUGCCACUUGGAGGAGGAGCUUAAGAAGAAAGUGGAGGAGGAGCAGAAUGUUUCGGAAAAUUAUUCCGAGUUGAAUAAGAUCUUGGAAAUGAAGCUGGCUGAGUCGGAGAAAAUUCUCGAAGAACUUGAAAAAUCGAAGGCCGAAAGCGACGAGACGUGUGCGAAUUUAAUGAAGGAAUUGGAGGGAAAAAGAUUGGAGAUUGAUGUUUUAGAGGCUAAUUUGGUGGCGAAGGUACAGGAGGUUGACUUUCUUUCGCGGGAGAAGAUCCGUUUGGAGCAGAAUAUCGAACUCGCUUUGAGGGAGAAGAACAUCUCGUUGGAAUCUUUGGAGAAUCUUCAGAAUGAUCUCACUGCCCUUCGUGGCGCUGUCGGUUCGCAUGUAUCUGCUAAUGAAAAUCUCGAGAGGGACUUAGAAACGGUGGAAAAUAAAAGACGGGAAUUGGAAAACAGUUUAUCGGGUUUGCAUGAAGAAAAUACGCGGUUGCACGAACGCAUAAAACAACUGAAGGACGAAAACGAGUCUCUCACAUUUGAUCUCGAACGAAAAUUCGACGAUAUGCAGAAACAGUGGCUAUUAGCUCAAGAGGAGUGCGAGUAUCUUAAACAAGAGAUGAAACUUCGGAAUUCAAAUUCAGAAGUGGAGACGGAAAAUCAAGAACUGCGUGAGAAUUGUUCGGCUUUGGUGGCUCAAUUAAACGAAUCGAAUAAAAGUUUGUCCGAUUGCUCUUUAAAGGUCGAAUUGCUAGAGGGUCGUCUCGCUUCAAUGGUAGACGAUUUCGAGGUGAGAGAAAACGGUCUGAAAUCACAGUUGGACGCGCUCGUUAAAGAAAACAGCUGUCAGAAAGAGAAACUUGCUCUCGAGGAGAGUUUGCAUCAGAUGUAUUUGGAGAAGUCGACGGAGUUCGAGAGCCUCAGUAAACAAUUACUAUCGGAAGCUCGUAAAGAAAGGGAAAGAAUUUCUUUGGAAGCUUCCGGUGAAAUUUCCCGUUUGAUAGCUGAGAGAGACGAGCUGCGAGCUUCACUUGAAGAAGUGAAGUUGAAAGCCGAAUCGUACGAUAGUAAGCUCGAAGCAGCCAUGCGGGAAUCUGAGCUGGCAAUUCAAGAAUUGACAGGUCAGCUUGUUGACUCCAAACGAAGCCUUGAGAGAGCUUUGAGUUCGUUGGCCGGUUAUAAGAGAAACGACGAGAAACUGAAGAGUGAACUGAAUGAUCUUGAGUUGAAGCUCACGAUUUCCGACUACGAAAGGCAGCAACUUAUUAAAGAAACGAGUAAUUUGAAAGUCCAGCUUCAGAGUUUAUCGAUUCUUCGUGACGAAAUAUCGACUUUGAAAAGUGAGCUUGAAGAUUGUAGGGUUGAUAAGGGUAAGUUUGAGCAUGCGUUGAAGACGAUUAGUGGAGAUUACGAAGAAGUUAAGGCGGAGAAUAAUUUGUUCAAAGAAAAAGUGUCUGAGUUUGAGGAAUGUAAAAGGACAAAAUUAGCCCUGGAAGAAAAGCUUCUGCAGAUGGAGAAGGAGUUGAGUGAGAAAGAGAUUCUGUGCGUUCGAAAAACGGAUCUUGAAAACGAACUAACUGAAAUGAAGAAAUCGAAUGUGGAGUUUCAGAAGAAGAUGUAUAGACUCGAAGAGGAGAGAGACGAAUGCUUAAAGAAAGCUCAAUCUCUUGAAGAAAAUAUAAAGUUGAUGGAGGAGAGAAAUAUUAAUAACAAUAAUAUGCAUGAAGAGGGAGGGUACAACCGUGAUUUUGACGGCGAAAGUCCUCUUGCUAUCAGUGUGGAUCCUACGACUAAACAACAGCUGUUUGAAAACGAAGUUGCUGAGGGAUCGGAUGCAAAUAACAGAGUUCUGCAUGGAAGGUACGAAAGGACAAAGUCGUCAUUUGAGACGGAGCUAAGGGAGCUAAGAGAGCGCUACCUAGAAAUGAGCCUAAAAUACGCAGAAGUGGAGACGCAGCGUGAAGAUCUUGUAAUGCAGCUUAAAGCAGCGAGAAGUGGAAAGAGAUGGUUCGCGUGAAAUCGCCGUACAUCUUUUCGCUCGAAAGACGUUAUUAACCUCAACUAGCAACAUAUGUGUAGUAACUAAUAGUUGAUUUUUUUUUUCAUGAUUAACAUUUCUUGGUAUGGUAGGACUAAUGAUAAGCUAUGGCUGAAAUAGCAAAAGAAAAUAAUAAUAAUAACAAUGAUAAUAAUAAAAUAAAAAAGGAGAAAAAGGCCAUUGCAAUUUUUUGUACUUGUUCUUUUGUUUAUUAGUUAAUGAAAUAAUAAUAUGCCUCCAUGAUACUUCUAUAUGAAGGUUGAGUUUAA
Messenger RNA from Erythranthe guttata (spotted monkey flower), 4206 nucleotides. RefSeq lists its product as uncharacterized. NCBI's taxonomy places the organism in Eukaryota, Viridiplantae, Streptophyta, Magnoliopsida, Lamiales, Phrymaceae. The record is from RefSeq and is a predicted model, not a curated record.